This is a messenger RNA of Arvicola amphibius (Eurasian water vole), 2874 nucleotides long. It is a transcript of the gene Drp2, whose product is annotated as dystrophin related protein 2. The transcript is spliced from 22 exons. The record is from RefSeq and is a predicted model, not a curated record. The coding region runs from base 1 to 2874 and encodes 957 amino acids. Lineage: Eukaryota; Metazoa; Chordata; Mammalia; Rodentia; Cricetidae. Gene Ontology annotation, molecular function: protein binding; zinc ion binding. Gene Ontology annotation, cellular component: plasma membrane. Gene Ontology annotation, biological process: synaptic signaling.
AUGCAACCUUUGGUCAUGCAGGGAUGCUCUUAUACCCUCCCACGAUGUCAUGAGUGGCGUGCUGCAGACAGGGUUCAUCACGGCAGCAGCCUCAGAAAUACCUGUCCCCAGCCUCAGGUUAGAGCUGCGGUCACCAUCCCUGUACCUCCUUGGGAUGGUGCCGGGGAUCCCUGCCUAAGUCCAAAGCUCUUGAAAGGGUCUUUUGGAGCCAUUGGCCACCUGGAACCAUCAGCCAUGAAUCUGUGUUGGAAUGAAAUAAAAAAGAAGUCCCACAGCCUCCGCGCUCGCCUAGAGGCCUUCUCAGACCACAGUGGGAAGCUUCAGCUCCCGCUCCAGGAGAUUAUUGACUGGCUCAGUCAAAAGGAUGAGGAGCUGUCAACUCAGCUGCCCCUGCAAGGGGAUGUGACCCUGGUGCAACAGGAGAAGGAGACACACGCGGCCUUUAUGGAAGAGGUCAAGUCUAAGGGCCCCUAUAUCUACUCCGUGCUGGAAUCGGCUCAGGCUUUCCUGUCCCAGCACCCGUUUGAGGAAUUAGAGGAGCCCCAUUCUGAGAGCAAAGAUAACUCCCCCAGACAGCGAAUUCAGAAUCUUAGCCGCUUUGUGUGGAAGCAGGCAACAGUGGCCAGUGAGCUGUGGGAGAAGCUGACAGCCCGCUGUGUGGACCAGCAUCGCCACAUUGAGCAUACUCUGGAACAUCUGUUGGAGAUCCAAGGCACAAUGGAGGAACUGAGCAGUACUCUGGCCCAAGCAGAGGGAGUCCGAGCCACUUGGGAGCCCAUUGGGGAUCUCUUCAUUGAUUCCCUCCCAGAGCAUAUCCAAGCCAUCAAGCUAUUCAAAGAAGAAUUCUCUCCUGUGAAAGAUGGAGUGAAGUUAGCGAAUGACUUGGCCCACCAGCUUGCCAUUUCUGAUGUGCACCUGUCAAUGGAGAACUCCAGGGCUCUGGAACAGAUCAACAUGCGGUGGAAACAGCUCCAGGCGUCAGUUGCUGAGAGGCUUAAGCAGCUCCAGGAUGCCCACCGGGACUUUGGGCCUGGGUCACAGCACUUCCUCUCCACUUCUGUCCAGGUUCCCUGGGAAAGAGCAAUUUCUCCCAAUAAAGUUCCCUACUACAUCAACCACCAGGCUCAGACUACAUGCUGGGACCAUCCCAAGAUGACUGAGUUAUACCAAACCCUAGCUGAUCUGAACAACAUUAAGUUCUCAGCUUAUCGGACGGCCAUGAAGCUCCGCAGAGUCCAGAAGGCCCUGCGCCUGGAUCUGGUAACUUUGACUACAGCUCUGGAGAUCUUCAAUGAGCACGAUCUGCAGGCCAGUGAACAUGUGAUGGACGUGGUGGAGGUCAUUCACUGCCUGACUGCCUUGUAUGAGCGGCUGGAGGAGGAAAGAGGCAUCCUAGUCAACGUGCCACUGUGUGUAGACAUGAGCCUGAACUGGCUUCUCAAUGUUUUUGAUAGUGGUCGCAGUGGGAAGAUGAGAGCAUUGUCCUUUAAGACUGGCAUCGCGUGCCUGUGUGGCACCGAAGUGAAAGAAAAACUUCAGUACCUCUUCAGCCAAGUGGCCAAUUCAGGCAGCCAGUGUGACCAACGCCAUCUUGGUGCCCUGCUUCAUGAAGCCAUUCAAGUGCCCCGUCAGCUGGGCGAAGUGGCAGCGUUUGGGGGCAGCAAUGUGGAGCCCAGUGUCCGUAGUUGCUUUCGUUUUAGCACCGGCAAGCCAGUCAUCGAAGCUUCCGAGUUCCUAGAGUGGGUCAACUUGGAGCCGCAGUCUAUGGUGUGGCUGGCCGUUCUGCAUCGGGUCACCAUCGCUGAGCAAGUAAAGCAUCAGACCAAGUGCUCUAUCUGUAGGCAGUGCCCCAUCAAGGGGUUCAGGUACCGGAGUCUGAAACAGUUUAACGUGGAUAUCUGUCAGACCUGCUUCUUGACAGGCAGAGCCAGCAAAGGCAACAAGCUCCACUAUCCCAUCAUGGAGUAUUACACUCCGACCACAUCCAGUGAAAACAUGAGGGACUUCGCCACGACCUUAAAGAAUAAAUUCCGCUCAAAGCAGUAUUUCAGCAAACACCCUCAGCGAGGUUAUCUGCCUGUGCAGUCAGUGCUGGAGACUGAGUGCAGUGAGACACCGGCUUCUUCCCCGAUGUUGCCACAUGCGGACACACACUCUCGAAUUGAGCAUUUCGCCAGCAGGCUUGCUGAGAUGGAAAGUCAAAAUUGUUCCUUUUUUAAUGACAGCCUGUCCCCAGAUGACAGCAUAGAUGAGGACCAGUACCUGGUGCGACACUCGAGCCCCAUCACAGAUAGGGAGCCAGCCUUUGGACAGCAGGCUCCGUGCGGCAUGGGGACAGAAAGCAAAGGAGAGCUAGAGAAGAUCCUGGCCCAUUUAGAAGAUGAGAACCGGAUUCUCCAGGGAGAGCUGAGGCGCCUGAAGUGGCAACAUGAGGAAGCAGCGGAGGCACCCACCCUGACUGAGGGCUCCAGUGAAGCCACUCCGGACCACCGCAAUGAGGAGCUCCUGGCUGAAGCCAGGAUCCUGCGGCAGCACAAGAGCCGCCUGGAGACGCGCAUGCAGAUCCUUGAAGACCACAACAAGCAGCUGGAGUCUCAGCUGCAGCGCCUGAGGGAGCUGCUCUUGCAGCCACCUACUGAAUCAGAUGGCAAUGGCUCUGCAAGCUCAUCCCUGGCUUCCUCGCCACACCAGUCAGAAGGCGGUCAUCCACGGGAGAAGGGCCAGACUACCCCAGACACUGAGGCAGCAGAUGACGUGGGGUCAAAGAGCCAGAAUGUCAGCCUAUGCUUAGAAGACAUCAUGGAGAAACUCCGUCAUGCCUUCCCCAGUGUGCGAAGCUCCGAUGUGACUGCCAAUACCUUGCUGGCCUCUUGA